This is a messenger RNA of Culicoides brevitarsis, 489 nucleotides long. RefSeq names its product ninjurin-2-like. NCBI's taxonomy places the organism in Eukaryota, Metazoa, Arthropoda, Insecta, Diptera, Ceratopogonidae. The record is from RefSeq and is a predicted model, not a curated record. The transcript has 4 exons. Gene Ontology annotation, biological process: cell adhesion; tissue regeneration. Gene Ontology annotation, cellular component: membrane. Bases 52 to 489 code for a protein of 145 amino acids.
UGAAUAUUCAAAAGCUUUGUGAAGAUUAAAAUUAAAUAUUUUUAAUAAAAAAUGCCAAAAAAUUAUCUAGAUGACGGAAAUUUAACAGAACAAAGUUGUGAUGAUUGUGCUAAAGAUACAUGCUUGAUUUGUCGGAACUUUAAUCGAUAUGCUACGAAAAAAAGUUUGUCUCAAGGACUGAUUGACAUCGCUUUACUCACAGCCAACGCUUCCCAACUGAAGUCCAUACUCACCGCAGGGCCCCAAUAUCGCUUUUACCAUUUGAUGCUUGGAUUAAUUGUUGCCUCCAUCGCUUUACAGUUAAUUCAAGCAUCUUUACUGUGCGUUCUUGGCUUUUCGUGCAACAUCAACAAAGCAAAAUGUCAUUGGCGAGCGAAUUUCAUCAACAAUUUGGUAGUUUUGACAACAACUUGCACGACAGUGAUCAAUACGAUAAUUUCCCUUUUCGAUCUACAAAGUUCUCCGAGAUUUUUGUUUCAAGAUCCGUAA